CCUAGGCGCCAAAAGUUUGGACCCUCAUCUUUCGUAUUCGCAAACUGUCCUCCUACACCACACCACAGAGCGAUCGAACCCCACGCGCAUCGCCCACCAUGGACGCUCUCAAAUCCGCCAUCCAACCCAUCACCCACAACCUCCCCCAGCCCAUCGCCGACGUGGGCAUCUCCCUCCUCGGCCCCUCAUGCUACAAAACCCUCGUCUACAACGUCGACCUAACCGCAACCGAAUGCGUCAAGCUGGCUAUUUCCAAAGGCCUCGGUAUUGGCAUCAUCGGCGCCUCCUCCAUCGUCAAAAUUCCACAGCUGCUCAAGUUGCUCAAUAGCCAGUCGGCCGAAGGUCUUUCCUUCCUCUCAUACCUCCUCGAAUCGAGCUCGUACCUCAUUUCGCUGGCGUACAAUGUGCGCCACGGGUUUCCAUUUAGCACGUAUGGCGAGACGGCCUUGAUUCUCGUGCAGAAUAUUGCUAUUGCGAGUUUGGUGCUCAAGUACAGUGGACGGGGUGUUGGUGUUGCUGGGUGGGUUGGAGGUCUAGCUGUUGCGGGUGCGGCCUUGUUCAACGACCAGUGGAUUGACACGGAGAAGUUGAGUCUGUUGCAGGCUACAGCUGGUGUACUUGGUGUGGCAAGCAAGGUGCCGCAGAUUCUGACCGUGUGGAGUGAGGGUUCGACGGGCCAGUUGAGCGCUUUUGCUGUCGUCAACUACCUCCUCGGUUCCCUCUCCCGUAUCUUCACCACCCUCCAGGAAGUCGACGAUCCGCUUAUCCUCUACGGCUUCAUUGCUGGUUUCGCCCUCAACGCCAUUCUCUUCCUCCAGGUCGUGUACUAUUGGAAUGCGCCGGCGUCCAAGAAGACGGAAUCAAAGAAACUAGAGGAGCCUAUCGCAGCGGACAAGAAGGAAACCGCGCGUGCCGUCUCGAGCGGAUCUGCACCAUCGUAUGCGGAAAAGGCGGGCAAGAGUCCUAGCACAAGACGCAGGGGAUAGACCAAUCUCUAUUUCCCCGGGCUGUUGGCCGUUCUUGGAUUUUUAGUUGUUUUAAUACACAUUUGACUUGCGACUCCAUGACUGUGCUUGGUUGAUGA
Messenger RNA from Alternaria alternata, 1084 nucleotides. RefSeq names its product mannose-P-dolichol utilization defect 1 protein. The coding region runs from base 99 to 986 and encodes 295 amino acids. The transcript is spliced from 2 exons. Lineage: Eukaryota; Fungi; Ascomycota; Dothideomycetes; Pleosporales; Pleosporaceae. The record is from RefSeq and is a predicted model, not a curated record.